UUGCACCUGCAUUUCUCAUCUUGAGCCUUGAAUUGUGUAGUCGUGGGAGCCACAGCAGCCGGAUGUUUCAGGAAAAGCUGCAGUUGGCAGUCCUGAGUUGCCUAUGUGUGGCCAGCGCAGACAACUGUAAAACAACAUGCUUUGGUCCAAAGCAUGCCCUAGAAUUCAGGAAAACCCUCGAGGACUUGCGAUAUGAAAAAGAGAGUCCUCCCUUUCCAAGCUGCGGAUCUGCUGUGGACGUUCAGGUCCAGUUCUUCCUGGAAAGCUUUGAUUCAGUCGAUGAGCAGCAUGAGUCUGUAUCCGUGACAGGUUACAUUAGGCAUUGGUGGGUGGAUCAAAGACUGGCUUUUGCUCAGGAUACGGAUAUGGGAAACAUGUGUGUCAAUGUGCUGAUCAUUCCUAGUGACAUCAUUUGGACUCCAAAGCUAUAUAUCUACAACGCCAUCAAGCAGAUUCACCAGAACAAUGAUGCCAUGACGUCGGUGCAUGCGAAUGGCACGGUGUUUCAUGCCAUUGCCUUUCGCGGGAGCCUCAAGUGCGCUAUGCAAUACCAUCGAAUGCCCUAUGAUCAGCACGGAUGCUUCAUGAAGAUCGGGCGCUUCGAUGAGACGACGGAAAGUAUCCAGGUGAGGCCAAGGCAUGGUUCGCAGGAAUAUAUGAAACAGAGUGGUGUUGGCGUUGUUGGAGACAAGAUGCUCUCACCCGCAUGGUUCAUCGAGAAUGAACAAAAUAUUUCUACUCCUGGUGUGCGAACCAAAAAGUAUUGGCCUGAUUUGGAAGGGUCAACGGACAUUGUGUUCCUUCCUUUCAAGUUUGCUCGGCGACCUGGGUAUCUUGUUCGAAUGGUGCUGGUACCCUCUUGGCUGUUUCUGAUUGUGAGCUACACCGGCUUCUUUAUUGAUCCAAAAUCAGCUCCUGCUCGUGCAGCGGUGGCCCUACUUCCAGUUCUCAUCAUGCGAACUCUGCAAGGUUUUGUGUUCUCCAAGCUCCCACAGGUCGCAACCUGCGUGUGGCUUACAGACUACUUGCUGGGCUCUAUGAUUAUGUGUUGCUAUGCGGCUGUGCACUUGGCCAUCGUUCAGCUUCUCUUGGGCUCAGAAGAGAAAGCAGCGGAGAAUUUGCAACGCCUAAAGAAAGUCGAGAAGACCGCUCGAAAUCUGAUCGAAGAGUCGCGUGAAAAGAAAACUUUUGUGGCCACUUUGCUCAACGACUACGCGCCAGAGGUGAAGAACACUGAUGGGCAGACAACGCUAGUUUCAUAUUUGGCCAAGAAGCAUGGUGAGACAGCAACAAAGUCAGAACGCUUGGGCCAGAGGACAUACCGUUCUUACAGUGAGUUGAUGAUGUCCACUCCGAACACGAAAGAGGCGGGCUCUGAUCCAAAGGAUGACGAUGCCCUUCCAUUGCUUGAGAUAUCUUCUGACGCAUCAAGCCCACGGGGCAAAAUACGAACGACGUCUGUAGAACAUUUUGAUGCACACUUCGCCCUCAACGUGCGGCGUAAUGCUUUGCAUUCACCUAUUGAGCAAAGGCAGACGACGGAAGGUGAUUUGGCCGUCAUCCGCUACUUGCUAAGCCUUUGGCAGCGUGAAGUCCCACAAAGCGACCCAACAGCCACACCAGAGAUGCUUCGAAGGGUCAUGACCAGCUUCAACAUCUAUAUGACAACAUCAGAAACUGCGAACAUCAUGUGCACAUUCCUUCGGGAUAAAGGAUUUGACACUUUGGAAGAUGUCGGCCAGGUGCGGAUGAUAUUUUCGCUAUUUAUGGAGCUCCUUUUAGAUAUCGAGAAGUACGAGAUUGCAGCGAAACCGGAGUGGUAUAGGGUGCCACUUUCCAAGGCAAUUCCUGGGUCGCGGAGGCUGGAUGUGACAAUGCAGAUCCUUUACCCUGUUUUGGUUGUCCUACAUGCUGUGAUCUCAUUUGCCCUCAUUUGUGUCUACCCUGAGAAUCCUGACAUGGGAUUGGUGGCCGAUAUGAAUAGCGUCAUGCGCUGGCAAUAACAUGCAAUAGCCAUUUGAAGCUAUCUAAAGCUCAAAACCAGCUAAAUCCACUUCAUUUGAUCAGUGGUGUCCAUCGCUGGAUUUGGAGAGCUCCAACGCAAACACAAAAGGAAAAUUGCCACUGCUUUGAUGUUGAUUGGUUUCACAAGGUCAGUUUUCACGAACCUUGGAAUCUCCAUGGUUUCAUUUGUGCGAUUUGUAGCAGCAGGAAAUAGGCCACCAAGCUUCAAAGCCAGGUUUGGAAGUAGCUUCGAAAGUUCCAAUGGAAAAGGCUGUCAGUGCUCAAGCUGAGAUUCGUGCGAAUGUUUGAAAAGCAUUGAGUUGGCACUAGCC
Durusdinium trenchii is the source of this 2336-nucleotide messenger RNA. The record is from the annotation of a GenBank genome assembly. Lineage: Eukaryota; Dinophyceae; Suessiales; Symbiodiniaceae.